Macroventuria anomochaeta is the source of this 1348-nucleotide messenger RNA. RefSeq names its product serine/threonine kinase receptor associated protein-like protein. Gene Ontology annotation, molecular function: protein binding; RNA binding. NCBI's taxonomy places the organism in Eukaryota, Fungi, Ascomycota, Dothideomycetes, Pleosporales, Didymellaceae. The coding region runs from base 284 to 1240 and encodes 318 amino acids. Gene Ontology annotation, cellular component: SMN complex. Gene Ontology annotation, biological process: spliceosomal snRNP assembly. The record is from RefSeq and is a predicted model, not a curated record. The transcript is spliced from 2 exons.
UAGCGCAAACCGCUUUUUACGACUUCACGACCCGUAACGACUCUCUCAUCUUCUUCGCUUUUCAUUACCUUGCCUUGUAUCCGCUCAACUUGCUGUUGUCGCAACCUCGCUGUAUCAGUACCGCGCCAGCGCAUAACCACGAUUUCCUGCCGUAGAUCACACGUCCUUCCUAGCCUCACCGCCCGCAAGACUUGUCCACGAAACUUUCCGCUGUCUUCGACAGACUCCACUGCAUACGUCGACAUCUUCUUGUAGACGCGACCGACAUUCAUUUCUUACAAAUAUGCCUGAGACCACCAAAGUCGUGCCCCUCACCUGCCACGGGCACUCGCGGCCCGUCCCCCACAUCCACUUUUCUUCAAUCGUGGACGAAGACCAGUUCUACAUUAUCUCAGCAUGCAAGGACGGCAACCCUAUGCUGCGCGAUGGCGUGACUGGCGACUGGAUAGGAACCUUUUUGGGUCACAAGGGCGCAGUCUGGCAAGCGAGGCUUUCUUCAGAUGCUUCGCUCGCAGCAACUGCCUCUGCUGACUUCUCUGCAAAAGUAUGGGACACGCACACAGGCGAGGCCCUCCAUACUCUUUCGCAUAACCACAUCGUUCGCGCCGUCGCAUUCCCCAACCAACCGAAUCCGCAGAUUCUGGCGACCGGAGGCAUGGAGAAGAAGUUGCGCAUCUUCGAUCUUUCGCAGGGUGAGUCAGCGCCGAGCUAUGAGAUUGGCGCAGGCGUACACGCCGGUACCAUCAAGUCGAUCGUCUGGACAUCAGACCCAAACAUCUUGAUCACGGCUGCAGAGGACAAGAAGAUCAGAUGGUGGGAUCUGCGAACACAAUUGAUGAUUGGCGAGUAUGCUGUUGAGGGCGUAGUAGGCACCUGCGAGUUGGAUAACACCUCUCCGGACGGCGUACUGAGUGUGGCCGCUGGAAACAGCGUCUACUUCUUCAACAGCCUCCAGCCAGGAUCGCUGAUCAAGACCAUCAAGACGCCAUACGAGAUCGCAAGUGUAGCGCUGCACAGCGGCGCGCGCAAGUUCAUCACUGGUGGUAGCAACCAGAACGACACUUGGGUCAGGCUUUGGGAUUUCGAUGAGGAAAAAGAGUUGGAGACAAACAAGGGUCACCACGGUCCUGUCUGGUCAGCGAGUUUCUCGCCUGAUGGCAAGCUGUAUGCGACAGGCAGUGAAGACGGUACUGUCAAGCUUUGGAAAUACACAACAGGCGCAUACGGCCUUUGGCGAUAGUCUAUCGAAGUCAAGCAUCCUAGACUUUGGCAAUGCCUUUGCAGUACUUGCCUUAGUCUUCAGAUGCAGUCGCAGAACCACAAUACCCAAUACAAACAUUCAUGCGCG